Molecule: messenger RNA, 6898 nt
Organism: Oryzias melastigma (Indian medaka)
Lineage: Eukaryota; Metazoa; Chordata; Actinopteri; Beloniformes; Adrianichthyidae
Product: LIM and calponin homology domains-containing protein 1
Exons: 31
Coding region: 374-5695 (1773 amino acids)
Biological process (GO): regulation of focal adhesion assembly; positive regulation of stress fiber assembly
Cellular component (GO): stress fiber
Molecular function (GO): myosin II head/neck binding
Source: RefSeq, a predicted model, not a curated record
ACAUCUGCAGCCCCUCACCUCGUCCAUCGUCCAGCCUCCCCCUCAGAUUCCUCUCUGCGCGUUCACGCGUCCCGAAAUGCGCGGUAACAUCGGUGUCUCGAGGCUGGAGCGGAGCUUCAGCCUCCCGCAGUUCGUCGGGCAGCAGGGAUCGAUAUUUUUAGCGCCUGGUUUGUGUUUCACCGCCGCGAUCGCGAGAAGCUCCUUCUCUGCGUCACAAGCCUGAGCCCGAGCACGAGGGGGUGCGAGGAGAACCGGACCGCGCGUGGGGUCGUGAAAGAAGAAGAAGAGGAGGAUAACGGACCGAGGACGAUCUGAAGGACUUUCCUUUCCUCAUCACCAACCGACCCGGAGACCGAACCAGCUCCCCUCGCAAAUGGCUAGUCCCGCCGCGUGCAGAACCCUCUCAAGUGCCCCGCAGCGAGCGCCGCUGGAGCCGAACCAUCCCGAACCAGCCUGCCUGGAGGCGCAGAAAUGGAUCGAGGCGGUAACAGGGAAAAGCUUUGGAGACAAGGACUUCCGCAGUGCAUUGGAGAACGGCAUCCUGUUAUGCGAGCUGCUGAGUGCAAUCAAACCAGGGCUAGUCAGAAAGAUCAACAGACUGCCCACCCCCAUCGCUGGUCUGGACAACCUGACUGUGUUCCUGCGAGGCUGUGAGGAGUUGGGCCUGAAGGGCUCCCAACUUUUUGACCCCGGAGACUUGCAAGACACGUCGAUACGCGCUAACCUCAAGGACUCUGACUGUAACCGCAAGCUUAAAAAUGUGCUAAAUACAGUUUUCUGGCUUGGGAAAGCUGCAAGUGGCUGUGCGUUCUACAAUGGACCCACUCUGAACCUGAAAGAGUUUGAAGGACUCCUCGCUCAGAUGAGGGUGGACAGUGAUGAUGGCGCGAUCAGUCCUCAGAACCCCAGCGUCAGAGACAGUGGCUACGACUGCUGGGACUCAGAGAGGAGCGAGUCUCUUUCUCCCCCCAGACACACAAGGGACAACUCUCUGGACAGUCUGGAUUCUUUUGGCUCUCGCUCACAGCACAGCCCUUCUCCAGAUGUGGGGAACCGAGGCGCCAGUGACGGGCGAGGCAGCGACUCUGAAGCCGAUGCUCCCGGCAGGAAGCCAGAUGUUCGGAAGGAUGACAUGCUGGCGAGACGGACUGCCAGCAGUGAAUCCAGAAGUUCCAUUCCCUUCAACCAGUUCCUUCCUAAUCGAAACAACGCCACCGCUUACAUCCCGACGCCCCGGCGAAAGCAGAACGCUGAAGAGGGAGAACAGCGAAGUCAAGUCACUCCGGAGCAAAGCAAAAGAGCUGGGCUGCACCACAAAACUCCCAAGACUGUCACUUGGGCACCCGAGAACAAUGGUGAAAAAUCAAAACAGGAAGAGCAGAUGGUUACCCAGGAAGCUCUGGAGCAGAGGAAGUUGCAGAAGUUGGAGAAGGCAGGGAUUAAAGUUCUUCCUGCUGCUGUUCACCACAUCAGCGCUCCCACCAUCAAGGAAAAAGAAGCGAGUUCAGAACCGCCGGACAUCAUCCUUCGGUGCGAAAACGACUUUAUGAAUUUUUGCAAAUCCGCAUGGGAUUCCUCCUCUGACGGGGAGGAGGAAAGAGAGAAACGGAAAGUUCCAGAUGUUCGUAAAGACGAUUUGGCUUCCCGACGAGGUCGCCGCGGCCCCGCGACGGCCAAGGUGCAUCAGUUUGUCCCUCCCCCUGAAUGUACAAACAAAGACAUAGAGCGCUGGGAGGGCAUCAGACGAGCCUCCCAGCAAACCCUGCAGGAUAAAGACAUCAGCGUAAAAGAAGCAAUCCCCGACAUCAUAACUCGCAGGGACAAUCCUUUCCUGAAAGAAAAGGAAGAGGAGUCGGAUGAAGGGAAGGAGGGAAGUGUUGAGGCUGUCCCGAAUAAGCAGAGGGACGACCUGGCUCGCAGGCGCGCUCAUAGCAGGCCGCUGUCGCACAGGGACGCACAGAUGAGCUUUGUUACAUCUCCCAUGAGCCGAGCAGAUGUGCAGAGGUGGGAGAGGCUGAAGAUGACGGAACCAAGCGAGGAUAGGCCGGCUCCUGUGUGUCAGGCUUGUCUGGAGAAAAAUGACGGAAGGCCGCGCGGCAGACCAGCCAAGGCUGGACGCGGUCACAGCAAAGUCGUUACCUUUGGGGGCGUGACUGAGAUCAAGCAGCCCGUAGACACAGUCAUGAGAGGUGAAUGGGAGGAGAACACGUUGCUUAGACGACUGCUCUCCGAGGCAACAGUAGCCGUGCCCGCCAUUGACCUGGGCUCCCAGCUCUCAGAGCGGGAACGCAGCCAUAUAGACGGAGCAGAACCCGAUCAAGGUACCCUACCUUUGGCGGACGCCCUGCCCUGGACUCCUGAGGCCACGCCUACUGUCGCUGAGCUAGAUGCUCGUCUGGCUCUGUAUGAGCAAAGAACAGAGGAGGAAGAGGAGGAGGAGGAGGAAAGAAUCCCAGAUCUUCAGAAAGAUGACAUGAUGGCGAGGCGGACUGGAGUUUUCCAGAAGCAAAGUCCUGCUUCAGCAGCUUUUAGUCGCUUCUUGCCGCUGCCUGGCUCCAAACGCUGCGUGCAAGAGGAGGUCAACACGAACGCCGCUCUAAAGUUCACUGUAAUUGAAGACAAAAACCUGGAUUUGAAUGUCAGAGCGAAACAUCAAAGUCCUGCUGAAACAUCUCAGCAGCCUCAUGAGUCAGCUGCGACCACGCCUCUCCAUGUAGACGAGAGCGAGAUGGAUCAGGCAGUGCCAGACCUGGAGAAGGAUGACAUGAUGGCUCGAAAGACCAGAUUAUUCCAAAAAGGGAGUGCAUUUAAAACAAAUCAGGGCUUCAAUCAGUUCCUGCCCGUACCCGGAUCAGCCAAAUAUAACGCCAGUCCAGUAUCUGCAGUGAAGCUGCCACAGAGCAAACUGGUGCUCAGAGAAAGUUUUGGCAGCGGCGUCUCUGUGGCAGCAGAACAUCAGAUCCCAUUUAAAGAGCCGGUCGGCCCCGCGCAUGCCGGGGCGAGGGGGCGAGAUCAAGAGAAGGGAGACACAAUGGGGGUUACUGACACCGUGGUCAGCAAAGUGACCGAGCCCCCCUCUUCUCCUGCACUCGCUGCUCCUGCUUACUCCCAUAGCGGGGUGGAGGAGGCAGAGCAGGAGGAGGAAAGAACGGAGGGAAAGAAGGGUGUGAAUGAGAAAACACUAAAGAAACCCUUUUGGCUGGAAGAUGAGCUACCUCCAUUCAUGGUGAGCCGACGAGUUGCUUUUCUGUCAAACAACGAGAGUGUGAGUAUGACUGACAUGGUGAACGAGGAAGAGGCGGGACACUUACCCUUACUGAGCCAGUCUCGGCACGAGCACAUGCACGAGCAGUACAACAACUUCCUGGAGGAGGAGGACCACUGGCAAGAUGACUUGGCUCGCUGGAAAAGUCGCCGCCGCAGUGCUUCACAAGAACUGAUCAGGAAAGAGGAGGAGAGGAAGAGGAUGGAGAAGAUGAAGGAGGAAAGAAGAGAUGGAAAUAAGAGGAAAAGCAUCAAGACGUACAAGGAGAUUGUUGAGGAGAAAGAGCGCAGAGAAGCCGAGCUUUGUGAGGCCUACAGAAACGCAGCUUCUCCAGAGGAGGCAGCCUUGGUUUUACAGCGUUACGCUCUUCGCUUCACCAUCAGCGACGCAACGCUCGACAGCCUGAAAUUGCCCAGAUCGACCUCAAAACCCAAAGACGACCUAAAUGACGCAGCGCAGGAAGACAAGCCAGCAUCCCCUCUGAAUGGCGUAGAGAUCAUAGAGCGCCUGCCUAAACCAGAUCAGACUCCUCUAAACCAGAAACUCACAAACCCGGAAAACACGGAGACAGAUGCUAUUCAGGAAGUGGAGAAAUCCGGUGCCACUUCCAGCAGCUCCACAACCCCCAGCAGUCCAGUUUCUGCAGACACAAACUCACAGAUUGUUCCACCUCAGUCGCCACAGUUUAGUGAACCAAUGACUCAGCUCACAGAAUCUGCUGCUACGAAUCAGAAAGACCGGAUUUCAGGAGAUACGCUGCUCCAAAGCAAACACACGUCGGUUCAGGAUCCACAAGAGCAGUCGCAGACGAUGCAACUUGAGUCUGCGCAGUCUCAGUCAGUGCAGCAGCAGUCAUCACAGCUGGAGCCAGUGCAGCCUCAAUCAGUGCAGGUGGAGUCAGCGCAGCCUUUAUCAGUGCAGGUGGAGCCAGCGCAGCCUCAAUCAGUGCAGCAGCAGUCACCUCAGUCUCAGUUAGCACAUCAUCAGUCAACGCAGCCUCAGCCAGAGCACCUGCAGCCACUGCAGUCUCCACCGGUGCAGUCUACACACACCCUCCCAUCAGCUGCACCUGUCAGACCUGUCCCCCUGCUGGUAGCCAAGCCCUACUGCCAGCCCAGGAGCAUGCUCAAACCUGUUAAGAUGGACGGGUUGGUGCGAGUCAACGGGGAGACGACAGAGGACUCCGUUGUUUCCCCUCCACCUUCGGCCCUGCUGGACUCACUGCAGGAAAAACAGGAAAACAAAGAUGUUUCCUCCAAACCGGCAGAGGAAGACAGCUCUCCUGAGGAAGCUGUUGAAAAUCCAAAGACCGCAGAGCAGCUGACGCCUCCCCCGCAAAAUGACAAAACGCCGGCGUCCUCAGCCUCUGCCAUCAGCUCUCUGAUUGGAGGACGCAGCUGCACCAUCACCACCACCAUCGUGACAGAACUCACUCAGACUCUGGUGGAGCCGCUUUACCCAGAGAUCCAAAACAGUACGAAGGCUGGAUCCCCUGUAUUGUUCCAGACUCCCAUAGAGGAGGAGAAGACUGAGCCUGCUGCAUCACCCAGCAAUAAGCAGAAAUAUUCUCCCACGGUUACAGAAGGACUUGAGGAGAGCGGUGUGACGAUUGAGACCCCCAUGUUGAACUUGGCUAAACGUGUUAAUCACUGGGUCUGGGACCCCAAUGAGGAGCGUAAACGUUUGGAAAGGUGGCAGCAGGAACAGGAACGCCUCCUACAGGAACAAUAUCAGAAGGAGCAGGAGAAGCUGAAGAAGGAGUGGGAGAAAGCACAGAUAGAAGUGGAGGAGGAGGAGAGAAAACACAAGGAAGAGGAGAGACGCAUCUUAGAAGAGACUGUCACGCCCCUCAGUCCCACAGGCCUGUUGCAGCAGGGCUCAGGACACACAGCGGCCAGCGCUCCGGCACCACAAAACAAUAACAGAGGGGAAGGAAACGCGUCCCUGCAGCCAAACGGGAACAAAAUCCCCACAGGCAGGGAAGACCAGCAUGCAUCAAAGCUCCACUUCUUCCAGGAUUCUUCAUGUGACGGGGAGCCUUCAAAGAGACCAGAACCGUGGAAAACUGCCUCCUUGGACCGCAACCCACAACUGAACCAGACCCAGAAUGUUAAAAGAUCAGGAUCGCAUGAUGUUGUAACAGGGAAAGAGCAGUCCACACCGUCCCCUCCUCAGCCUCCCUCACCCAGCAGGUGUGUCAGUGGAAAGCGGCUGUGUUCUGGUUGUUCGAAACCCUUGGGGAAAGGAGCUGCGAUGAUCAUUGAUACUUUGGGCUUGUAUUUCCACAUGGGGUGUUUUAAGUGUGGUGUGUGCAAAGGACAGCUGGGAGACGCCACUGCAGGGACGGAUGUAAGGAUUCGUAAUGGACUGCUGAGCUGUCAUGAAUGCUACAUUGCAUCAAGGGGCAGAGGUCAGCCCACAACCCUUUGAUAACCCCUCCUUGGAACUGGAACCUCUGCAGAUGAUGACUGGAAUGAGAACAAUUCUGGAACUUAAAGUCCUGUUCUGGGAAUCCUGGAAGAGUCUUGAAAUCUACAGUUCCUGCAUCAUCUUUCUCCUGUGAUGCAGCUUGGAUUUUAGCGUUUAUGACAGUGAAACUGGACCCACUUUUGGACAACACAGCAUUAAACAAUGUACUUCCUGAUGAGAUACACGUCUACUCUCCUGUUUUAAACUGCACAGCAUGGACAAACUCAAGAAAGCAGUAUGUUUAGGUUCCUGCACACGCCGCUCCAUAUGUUCUCUGCUAAACACUUUGGGCUGAACGUCGCUUGUUCCUGAUAUCUGGGCUCGUUAUAACUCCUGCUUUUGCACUGGUCAUGUGACUGCACUCUCAGUGUGAUGCAAAGUGAUUCAGGUUGCAGGUUGAAGUAGCUUGCUUGACCUUUGUUAUGCCUUACUCGUACCCUCUCAUUCAUUUAAAGUUUUGUGUUUACAGUUUUGCAUGAACAUAUAUAAGUUAUGAGUAUUUCUCAGCGAACACUUGAGCUUGAUCUCUUUUUUCUUUUGUGUCACUCCCCUUUAUGAUAAUUUGAUAGAUUUAAGAAUCCGGCCUACUUACGCAAGUGUUUUAUUCGUACUUUUUUUUUUUUUUCAAAAGUAAGAAUGCAUGUUGUGUGAUAAUACUGUUUGUAUUUGGCAUAAUUUCCCCUCUUUAGGUUCUAGUUUUCUUUAUUCUCAUAGAUUAUCUUCAUAUAAAUCAGUGCCUUAUGUAAUGAAUGCAAAGGUGAGGGUUUUAUCCCCACACUGACCUUCGGGUCUCGGCACAUUAUGUAUGUGUGUGUGAGUGUAAGCAUGUGUAAAUGUGAAUGCAUUGUGGGAUUAGACUUCAAGCACAGUUCCAUACCAGCAAAAAAAAUGUAUAAAUAAAUAUUUCCUACUUACCAGCUACCCUUUACCACUCCACCAAUGAACUAAACCAAUGACACCAUGUGUUUUGCUGCUCCCAUCUUAAUGAUUUCAUCCGCUGUCUGCCUCUUUCACAACUGUUGCCUCCCCAGAGAAUGAGCCGAAUCACUCUUUCCUCUGUCCCGCUUACAUUUGGACAUGAGUCUUUUUCCUCCUGGACACAGUUCAAUGUGUUGUCUUUUAUAGCAACUGUAUUACGUUUAACAAUAAAAACAUUUGAAAUUA